Vidua macroura (Pin-tailed whydah) is the source of this 2453-nucleotide messenger RNA. RefSeq names its product calcium/calmodulin dependent protein kinase IG (gene CAMK1G). Bases 253 to 1833 code for a protein of 526 amino acids. Gene Ontology annotation, cellular component: intracellular anatomical structure. Gene Ontology annotation, molecular function: calmodulin binding; ATP binding; calcium/calmodulin-dependent protein kinase activity. The transcript has 13 exons. NCBI's taxonomy places the organism in Eukaryota, Metazoa, Chordata, Aves, Passeriformes, Viduidae. The record is from RefSeq and is a predicted model, not a curated record. Gene Ontology annotation, biological process: peptidyl-serine phosphorylation.
CCGAGCAGCGGGAGGAGCGGCUGCUGCACGCCGAGCUCCAGCCCUGAGCCUGCUGGCACCUGCAGCCCUGCUGCAUUGUCCCCGUGCCCCUGCUGGCUCCCUGGUUACCAUCUCAGCUCCAUCUCCUCCUCUUCCUCCUCCUCCUCCUCCUCCUGAGCUCUAAUCCCCGCAGACUCGGCGCUGAGCGCGAGCAGCCAACAGGAGUUGCUUUGUCUGUGCUGACCUGGCGUUCCUGCUUCCACUCUGGAGGAGAUGGGGCGCAAGGAGGAGGAUGGCAGCGGCUCCUGGAAGAAGCAGACCAGCAACAUCCGCAAAACCUUCAUCUUCAUGGAGGCCCUGGGAUCAGGUGCCUUCUCAGAAGUUUUCCUGGUGAAGCAGAAAAGCACUGGCAAGCUCUUUGCUCUGAAAUGCAUCAAGAAGUCUCCUCUCAACAGGGACAGCAGCCUGGAGAAUGAAAUAGCAGUGCUGAAAAAGAUAAAGCAUGAAAACAUCGUGACUUUGGAAGAUAUUUAUGAGAGCACAACCCACUUCUACCUGGUCAUGCAGCUGGUGUCUGGGGGAGAGCUGUUUGACAGGAUCUUGGAGCGGGGCGUUUACACGGAGAAGGACGCGAGCCUGGUGAUCCACCAGGUGCUGACAGCUGUCAAAUACCUCCACGAGAACGGCAUCGUGCACCGGGACCUCAAGCCUGAGAACCUGCUGUACCUCACCCCCGAGGAGAACUCCAAAAUCAUGAUCACGGAUUUCGGGCUGUCGAAAAUGGAGCAGAACGGGAUCAUGUCCACGGCCUGUGGGACUCCAGGAUACGUGGCCCCCGAGGUGCUGGCCCAGAAGCCCUACAGCAAGGCCGUGGACUGCUGGUCCAUCGGGGUCAUCACCUACAUCCUGCUCUGUGGGUACCCUCCUUUCUAUGAGGAAACCGAAUCCAAACUCUUUGAGAAGAUUAAGGAAGGCUACUACGAGUUCGAGUCACCGUUUUGGGACGAUAUCUCCGAGUCAGCCAAGGACUUCAUCCGGCAUUUACUGGAGAAGAACCCGAGCGCGAGGUUCACCUGCGAGGAGGCCCUGCGGCACCCCUGGAUUAAUGGAAAUACAGCCCUUCACCGUGACAUCUACCCAUCUGUCAGUGCUCAGAUCCAGAAAAACUUUGCAAAGAGCAAAUGGAGGCAAGCCUUCAACGCCGCGGCCGUCGUGCACCACAUGAAGAAGCUGCACAUGAGCGGCCACGGGGCGGCCGAGGGCUCUGGCCCUGCCACAGAGAGCCCAGAGCCCCCCAGGCCCAGCAGCCCCACGGGGACCCCCCCGCCAGCAGCGCCAAGCGAUGACAAGGACGCAGCUCAGGGGCACCCAAACCCACCCAAACCCCCUCAGCCCCAGCAGGACACGGGAAUGGGGGAGGAGGGACCCCUGCCCAGGGACAGCAGCCUGGCCCUGCCGGACACCCCCAGCCCCCCAGAGGAGGGACCCCUGCCCGGGGACAGCAGCCUGGCCCUGCCGGACACCCCCAGCCCCCCGGAGGAGGGACCCCUGCCCAGGGACAGCAGCCUGGCCCUGCCGGACACCCCCAGCCCCCCGGAGGAGGGACCCCUGCCCAGGGACAGCAGCCUGGCCCUGCCGGACACCCACAGCCCCCCGGGCAGGAGCUCCUGUGGCUGCAGCCCCUCCUGUGUGGGCCAUGAGAAGACAAAGGCGUCCUCCUGCUCCGAGACAGUGCUGCUCAAAAAGUCUUCAAAAUCCCAUCAUUUCAAGUCAGAGGUUCUUGUUCCAAUGAAAGCCAGUAAACACUCGUCUCACUGUGGCACUGGGCAAACUGGAGUUUGUUUGAUCAUGUGAUGGAGGCAGCCACAUGCUCAGAGAACCAGAAGGGCUCUUUUACUCUUUUCUGCACUUCAGAGCCAGAGACCAGCAGAGUGAGCAGGAAAGGAGGCUCUGCCCUGCCAGCAGCUCUGGGGAGCAGUGACCAGCUGUGGCCAGGGGCACAGUGCCAGGAUCCAUCCCUGCAGUCUGCUCGGGGUGUUUCUGGAUCAUUCCAGCUGGGAGGAGGCGAGGGAAGGCCUGAGGCUCCUGCUCCCACACCCAGUGUACAUUACCAUGGGGCAUCACCAGUGCUGCGAGCUUCUGUUUCCUGCUCCCUUUAGUUGUCAAUGCACAAACGCCCUGCACAACAUCAGCCCCACAAACCAAAGCCAGGCAGAGCUUUACUCCCGUGGCAGCUCCGUUGUUUUUACAGCCCUCACCCUCUCCUCUCCUUGGGCUUGGUUAGUCCCAGGCUUUGGCUCCCUGGAGUUCAGCUGCCCGGGCUGCUCAGCCCUCAGUGCAGCUGCAAGGGGAGAGAGAACCUGCUAGAAACCUCCCUGUGUGUGACAAUGCCACAGCAAGGGCUGAGCUCCCCUUCCAAGGCUGUAAUUGCACAAUGAACACUGGCUUAAUAAAGCUGAGAUUUGUUUUGUAAA